AGAGCGCUUGUCUGGUCUGACCUGGCCCCUGUAACUCCCCUAUAACACUUCGUCCUGAUAAACAGCUGCUUACCAUUUCGGGAACUUUUUUAAAGUUCCCUCCUCCAAAUCGAGAUGUAUUCCUUUUCUUUUCCUUUGUUUAGUAGGUGAUUACAGCUCACCGGUCUAUGGAUGUAAAUACACCGCUGGAAGUGUGGAUUCUCGGUUUGCGUAACGCUCCCACGUCCUCCUGCAACAUCUGGAUUAAGUAUUUGCAGUCGGGUCUCUCGGCCCUGCAGCUCAUCUGCAUGGACGGACUGCAGCCCUAGACUCCGGAGUCCCUUUGAUAAACUCUUUUUUGGAAAAAAAAAAUAUAUUUUUAAUUUUUUUGGGGCGGGGGGGGACAUAGAUUAUGUAUUCUUUAAAAUGGGUGCGAACAAUGGAAAACAGUACGGAAGCGAGGGUAAAGGGAGCUCCAGCAUCUCUUCUGACAUAAGUUCCAGCACAGAUCACACACCAACUAAAGCCCCGAAGAAUGUGGCUACCACCGAAGAGAACAGCACAAGAACGCUGAGCACCCCCAGCCCGGGCCUGAUCCUGCCCUCCAAGUCCUCGUCCCUCUCCUCGCCAGCUCUCUCCAGCAACGGCCAUGAAACCAACUCAUCCUCCUCAUCCUCGGCCCCCGCCGAGACGGUGGCCGUGAUCCACCCUCAGCCCGGCACCCACACCCGCUCCAGGCAGUCCAAAAGCCACCACCACGCCCCGAUCGACCGCCUGCCCGACCACAGCCUGCUGCAGAUCCUCGCCCACCUCCCCACCAACCAGCUCUGCCGCUGCGCGCGCGUCUGCCGCCGCUGGUACAACCUGGCGUGGGACCCGCGGCUGUGGAGCACCAUCCGGCUGACGGGGGAGCUGCUGCACGCCGACCGCGCCAUCAGGGUGCUGACGCACCGGCUGUGCCAGGACACGCCCAACGUGUGUCUGACGCUGGAGACGGUGGUGGUGAACGGCUGCAAGCGGCUGACCGACCGCGGGCUGCACGUGGUGGCGCAGAGCUCCCCCGAGCUGCGGCACCUGGAGGUCGCCGGCUGCUACAACAUCUCCAACGAGGCCGUGUUCGAGGUGGUGUCCCGCUGCCCCAACCUGGAGCACCUGAACCUCUCAGGCUGCUCCAAGGUGACAUGCAUCAGUCUUACCCAGGAGGCCUCGCUGCAGCUCUCCCCCAUGCACGGCCAGCAGAUCUCCAUCCACUACCUGGACAUGACCGACUGCUUUUCACUUGAGGACGAGGGUUUGCGAACUAUCGCCUCCCACUGCCCUCGCCUCACCCACCUGUACCUGCGCCGCUGCACCAGACUGACGGACGAGGCCCUGCGCCACCUGGCCCUCCACUGCCCGUCCAUAAAGGAGCUGAGCCUCAGCGACUGCCGCCUGGUCGGGGACUUCGGCCUGCGCGAGGUGGCCCGGCUGGAGGGCUGCCUGCGCUACCUGAGCGUGGCCCACUGCACCCGCAUCACGGACGUGGGCAUCCGCUACGUGGCCCGCUACUGCCCCAGGCUGCGCUACCUGAACGCCAGGGGCUGCGAGGGGCUCACGGACCACGGCCUGAACCACUUGGCCAGGAGCUGCCCCAAACUCAAGUCCCUGGACGUGGGGAAGUGCCCGCUGGUGUCGGACAGCGGGCUGGAGCAGCUGGCCAUGUACUGCCAGGGCCUGCGGCGGGUCAGCCUCCGGGCCUGCGAGAGCGUGACGGGCAGGGGACUCAAGGCUCUGGCGGCCAACUGCUGCGAGCUGCAGCUGCUCAACGUGCAGGACUGCGAGGUGUCGCCGGAGGCCCUGCGCUUCGUCAGGCGCCACUGCCGGCGCUGCGUCAUCGAGCACACGAACCCGGCUUUUUACUGAGACCCGAGUCCCCGGACCGCUCCUCCGACAAGUGGAUGUUGUAAUAGUCCUGCUACGAUGUCGGCAGACGUGUCAGAAUAGGUUGAAAACUGGUGUGCAAUACUGGCUAGAUUUUGACUUUUUGAAUCCACUCGGUGUAGGGUUGCCAACUCCCUGAGAAAUAAAUAAGGGACACCUCAUCAACCCGGUUGCCUUCACCCUUCCUGGCGUGGGGAAUUUUUUAAGCCCCUUUUUUGUGAG
Cololabis saira (Pacific saury) is the source of this 2121-nucleotide messenger RNA. RefSeq names its product F-box/LRR-repeat protein 7. Lineage: Eukaryota; Metazoa; Chordata; Actinopteri; Beloniformes; Belonidae. Bases 406 to 1881 code for a protein of 491 amino acids. The transcript has 4 exons. Gene Ontology annotation, cellular component: SCF ubiquitin ligase complex. The record is from RefSeq and is a predicted model, not a curated record. Gene Ontology annotation, molecular function: protein binding. Gene Ontology annotation, biological process: SCF-dependent proteasomal ubiquitin-dependent protein catabolic process.